Molecule: messenger RNA, 1363 nt
Organism: Boeremia exigua
Lineage: Eukaryota; Fungi; Ascomycota; Dothideomycetes; Pleosporales; Didymellaceae
Exons: 3
Coding region: 1-1254 (417 amino acids)
Molecular function (GO): oxidoreductase activity; zinc ion binding
Source: RefSeq, a predicted model, not a curated record
AUGCCUGCUUCCCUUUCAGGGCUUGUUUAUCUCCAGGGGCAGAAUUAUUUAUUACAAGAGGUGGGUGAUAUCCUUCUUGCUCUUUACAGCCACUUGUCGUUCUUCCCGCAAAUGGCUCUCAACGCGACAAUGCGCGCUGUCCUCUGGGCAGGCAUUCCCUUCCAGAUGAACGUUACGGAUAUUCCUGUUCCGACCAUUCAAAGCCCCAGCGACACAAUCGUUAAGAUCACCACGGCAGGCAUUUGCGGCACCGACCUCCAUGUGUAUCAUGGUGUAUAUGGUAGCGCCGAAGUACCAUACACCAUAGGUCACGAAGGCGUUGGGGUGAUUGUCGAAGUUGGCAGUGCUGUUUCCAACUUUCAAGUGGGUGACAGAGUGAUUAUCCCAGACAGUGUUGAUAACAAGGGCCUUUUGGAUGUAACCCGGGUAUCAUACGGCUUAGGCAGCGAUUAUGGUGAUGCGGGUGGUCUUCAAGCCGAAUACGCCAGGGUUCCAUACUCAGAUUCCAACCUCAUGGCAAUUCCAGCAACCAAUGGUACAAACACUGCUGAAUAUGAUAACGAUUAUCUCCUUGUAGGAGAUAUAUGGGGCACCGCUUGGGGUGCUAUUGACUAUUCUGGUCUCCAGCCAGGCGACUCUGUAGCAGUGUUUGGUGCUGGACCCGUGGGACUUCUUGCUGCAUACAGCGCCCUCCUCCGCGGAGCAUCCCGAGUUUACUCCGUGGACCAUGUUCCUGAGAGACUCUCUAUCGCCAAAUCCAUCGGAGCAAUCCCGAUAAACUUCAAUGGUUCAGACCCUGUCCAACAGAUCCUAGAGGAAGAACCAAAUGGUGUAAUGCGCAGUCUCGACUGCAUUGGUUAUGAGGCAGUCGACAUUCAUGGGCAGCCGCGUGAGAAGGAAGUUAUCCGAAACAUGGUUGCUGUCACAGCUGCGGGCGGCGGUUUGGGGCAGAUUGGAAUCUUUGGGGCGGCGACUAACUCGACUGGAACACCUCUCGCAGACACCUUGUCACACACUAUCGAAUUUCCUAUGGCCGACUUCUUCAGCAAGUCUCUCAGCAUGAGGAGUGGGCCAGUCGCACUUGAGCCACUUGCCCCUGGUCUUAUUCAGCUGAUAUCGAGUGGUCGUGCACGCCCGAGCUUCAUUGUCAGCUCCACGAUCGGCAUCGAGGAGGCGCCCGAAUACUUCGCUCGCUUUGACGACCAUCUGGAGACUAAGGUGGUAAUACGAUUCCCGGAUCCAAUUCUCAAGUAAGCCACUAAGUGCUGUCUAGUCUCCUCUUAUUUCGACUUUAGAGGAGCUCCUAUUUGGGAUCUGUUAAAAGGACUACGCUAUAUAACUGCUUAGCAGGCAUAAUUAAAAC